AUGCUCUCCAUCAUCGGUCUCGUCGUAGUUCUAUUCUUUGUCCUUCUUCUUCUUUUCGCCGUCCGCUCCCAUCCAAUCCCGCUGUCCCCCGGCUCCCGAAUUCUUCUAGUCAUCGCCCAUCCCGACGAUGAAACCAUGUUCUUCUCACCCAUCAUACGAGCGCUCAUUCACUCCGGACACCGUGUUUUCGUGCUUUGUGUCUCUAACGGCGAUUUUUACGGACUGGUUAGUUUCCUAGAACUCUUUCUAUUAAAAAUUCAAUCAUUCCAGGGUACAAUCCGAGCAAGAGAGCUCUCUCGCGCAGCCUCAAUGCUCGGCAUUUCUGCCAGCGAUGUCACGUGUCUCGAUUACGACGACUUCGCCGAUGGAGAUCAGUGGAAUCGCAAUGCUCUCUGUCAAAUCGUCAUGCGCCACGUCGAAGUGCUCUCCGCCGACGUCGUCAUUUCUUUCGAUUCGCACGGCGUCUCCGGCCAUCACAACCACGCGAGCUGCUUCGAAGCGCUUCAGACGGCGUACAGUAACGGAGGAGUGCCGCGUGACGUUCAAAUCUUCGUGCUCGACUCGAUUCCAUUGUGGCGGAAGUACAUUGGAUUGUUCGAUGCGAUCUUCUCACUCGGCCGCUCUCCGUUCUUCUACGUCGCCCGAUUUCGUGACGUGGCGGCGUGCUGGAGAGCGAUGAGAGCGCAUUGGUCGCAGCUCAAAUGGUUUCGUGUUUUGUUCAUCUUUUUUAGCAGGUAAAUUGUAACCCCAAAAAAAGCCAGCUAAACCAAGCUUACUAUUAGUGCUACUGCGGUCGAACAGGCGAUUUCAGGCGCCUGCUCGACCAGCCUAACAUCAACCUUUAUGUCUGCUUCUUCUAACGUUUUAAUGGUUUUUUUUGCAGAUACGUGUACAUGAAUAGUCUCCGACGAAUCUCGCCUUUACCGCUGACACCGUCACCACGAAACGCGCAUCAUCAGAAGUUCAAGUUUCAUUAG
Caenorhabditis sp. 36 PRJEB53466 is the source of this 977-nucleotide messenger RNA. The record is from the annotation of a GenBank genome assembly. Lineage: Eukaryota; Metazoa; Nematoda; Chromadorea; Rhabditida; Rhabditidae.